AUGCCUCCCCCGGUGACGCCAUCACCGCAUCGAUUCGUGACCAAGAAAGAAGCUACUGUGCGAAAGCCAGCCACAACCGUACCGUUAGCACGAGAGGGCAUCCCACCUAGAAGCACCCCGCAAUUCAAUGUCACACCGCGAUUCCAUUUCUCUUCGACACCCAGGCCGACUGGGACGCAAACUUGUUCAGCUGCUACACCAUCUGCAUCUCGGUAUUUGACUCCUGCGCAUAGAACUCCUAAGGAGCACCGGCAGGGUGUGAUUGAUACUUUAUCCGAUGAUGACCUACACGAUUCCAUUGAACGAGAUACAUCGGAUCAUGAGCUGGAGUAUGGGACUGCCAUUGCUGAUGUAGAUGAUUACCAUGCAAUAGAAGCGCCUAGUGCGAAACGGAGACGCCUAUCGUCCUCUCCAGCAAAGGAAGAAGAGGAACAUAGCUAUGACAAGGCAGAUGUAACCCACGAGGAUUCAUUCUCCUCAUCUGCGCCCUUUCUUCCCUCUCCACCAGCAGGUCUUCGCCGAGCAAUCCCAACUGCAGCAUCCAGAUUUUUGACUCCUGCCCCUCCUUCAACACCCGCGCCUUCCACUGCCAAUCAAAGCACGUUCCGAAAACCACCUCCGUUUCGACCACCAGACCCGUCUGAGCUGGCACAAUCCCAUAGCAACCCGUUACCUGAACAAUUCUCCCCCCAUAGCAAAGGCCGGAAGUACAUCCCUGGGGGGCUGGCAGCUGAGCUUCAGAGCUGGCUUUUCAAUGUUGAGUCCGCAAUUCCUUCUCAUAUAGGCCAAAGGAGUAAAGAGGACCCUUGGCUUGUGAGAAUUGUUGUGGAUGAGGUUAGUGGGAGCGCAAUGGCUGGCAUGACAUUAGUCAGUGGGAGGCGGGUACACGUUGAUGAUAGGAGUAGGAUGGUUGAUCAUCUCGGUGGGGUGAGGGUUGUUCUCGCGGGUGAGGGGCAAGGCACCGGUUUGCAGAGGGGAACGAAGUGCGAGGUAGGGAAGACUGUGGGGAUUAAGGGGCCAGUCUGGGAAGUGAUUCUCGAAGGUGUGAAAUGGGGAGUUGGUGUUGAUUGGAAGGUUUUGCCUGGUUGA
Molecule: messenger RNA, 1089 nt
Organism: Venustampulla echinocandica
Lineage: Eukaryota; Fungi; Ascomycota; Leotiomycetes; Helotiales; Pleuroascaceae
Exons: 2
Coding region: 1-1089 (362 amino acids)
Source: RefSeq, a predicted model, not a curated record